AGUCAGUAACGUGAACGUUGGGUGGUGGAGUCUGACUGAAGCUGCCAGGAGAAGAAACUACAGCAGGAGGAGAGCAGUCUGUCGGUGUUUUGACAGAAAAUUCCCUUUAAAAUGGCGUAUCACAGUCCGUACAAAGCUCCACCGCAUAUCAACGCUCCCCCGGACCAGGGCUUCCUGUGGAAUAUCUUCCAGAGGGUCGACAAGGACCGAAGUGGAGUGAUAUCAGACUCAGAGCUUCAGCAGGCCUUAUCAAAUGGCACAUGGACUCCUUUCAACCCAGUGACGGUACGCUCCAUCAUAUCCAUGUUUGACAGGGAAAAUAAAGGCGGGGUUAACUUCAACGAAUUCGCCGGAGUGUGGAAGUACAUCACAGACUGGCAGAACAUCUUCAGAACCUACGACAGGGACAACUCUGGCUUCAUCGACAAGAACGAGCUCAGACAGGCACUGACAGGAUUCGGGUAUCGUCUAUCAGAUCAGUUCUACGGCACGCUGAUAGAGAAGUUUGAUCGCCAGAGGAAGGGACAGGUCGCCUUUGAUGACUUCAUCCAGUGUUGUAUUGUACUACAGAGGUUGACUGAUGUGUUUAGGCGAUAUGACACGGACCAAGAUGGUUGGAUCCAGGUUUCAUAUGAACAGUAUCUUUCCAUGGUCUUCAAUAUAGUAUAACGCACACAAAUCACCACAGAAGAGCACAACUGGACACAACUGUGCCAAAGCUACAGGCACCUCCUGGAUGUCUGCCAUGGAGGACACUACAAGAUUUUUUUAACCCCAUUUGUAGCCCCAGUCGGGCUGUUUCACACAAAUUUAUAAAGAAUAAUAAAAGAAAACUGAAAGGAACCUCAAGGUUUGAGGCUUUAAUACCCUCUCAAUGACAGUUUUUGUCAUUAAUACAACAAUUAUGCUUGCUAUGUGUUUUAAAAAAAUCUUGUAGUGUUUUUUUUUGUUUUGUUUUGGAUGACCAAACUGAGCUAAGUCUGUACGUGUGGAUUGGGAAUAAUAUGGACACAAUCUGUCUUUUUGUCUGUCUGUUAUUGUCAAGAAACUUUUUAAUGUCUUAACUUUAAUUGAUACAGUUGAAAAAAUCUCUGAUGAGAGUAAAAUGAUGCAUUGUAAAUAUGAUUUAAGAUGCUUUGCAUGCUUUUCAGGGAAAUUAAGCCCCACGUUGAAGCAUGCUUUCCCUCUCUCUCUUGUCUUAUCCUCAGCCCUAUUUUGCUCAAAGCCAUGUUUACAAAACAGUGAAAGCAGGUACAUUUCUGCUUCGAGAUUCACUGACAUGCCAGCUUACAUGCCAUAUUUGUAUGAACUUAUUUUUAAAAAGAAAAUCUUCCAAUGUUAGGACAUAUAAUUUUUGGUAGAGGGUAAACAUAAUGCCUUUAGUAUGGCUUAUUUUUUGUGCAUGAUGCCUUAAAAUGUGUAAAAACAACACAAAGAAGGAAAAAUCUUUUAUUAAAAAACUGUAAAUCCAA
Cheilinus undulatus (humphead wrasse) is the source of this 1472-nucleotide messenger RNA. RefSeq names its product programmed cell death 6 (gene pdcd6). The transcript has 6 exons. The record is from RefSeq and is a predicted model, not a curated record. Lineage: Eukaryota; Metazoa; Chordata; Actinopteri; Labriformes; Labridae. The coding region runs from base 112 to 669 and encodes 185 amino acids. Gene Ontology annotation, molecular function: calcium ion binding.